AUGCCAACACCUUUCAAGGGAAUAUAUAGCUGGUUUGACAGACAGGAGUCGUCCCAAAACGGAUAUCUCGAAUUCAAACACAGCUUUAAAGACAAGGCAAACUGGUUAGGUCCACCAGAUCGGCAUCAUGAACCAGAUGGCCUGAAGUCAGCCGCUAGGGAUAUAAUGAGCAACUUCGGUAAAGAGGCAAGCAAAGCUUCGACAAGUCUCUGUAUGCGCAACUACACAACAGCUAUCGGUUGGCAAACUGCUGGUCAAGUCAAAUAA
Messenger RNA from Wallemia mellicola CBS 633.66, 267 nucleotides. RefSeq lists its product as hypothetical. The record is from RefSeq and is a predicted model, not a curated record. The transcript has 2 exons. Bases 1 to 267 code for a protein of 88 amino acids. Lineage: Eukaryota; Fungi; Basidiomycota; Wallemiomycetes; Wallemiales; Wallemiaceae.